ACAACCUUCAGCUGCAUCCCCAUUCCCAAGUCAUGUGCGUUUUCCAUAUGCUUCUCAUCACCCCAUCGACCAUGUGAUGAACCAUUGAAUACAGCAUCGUAUGUUGAAACAAGUGCCAUGGAAAUCAUGCAUUGAUUCAUGUAGAAUGAAUAACUUGAUAGAAAACCGACAAAAGUUCGGCACAUGGUAAUGAGCUUCUUCCGGCCAUUCGACAGCGUUAUAUUGCGGCUUCUUCUUCUUCCUCAGCUUCUCGAUGAAGGAGGAGGUGCCAUCCGCGGUACAGCCUCCCAAGUCAUUGUAGAGACUAUACCGGCGACAGGGCGAGGAUGGGAUCCAACCCAAAGCUGGUGAAGAGACUUAGACAGCAGCAGUCGCGGGGUUUGGGCGUCGGCCUCAUCGUGGGAUGCCUUCUGUUGUCGAUGACCUACGUUACGGUGUUUAGGACUGACAUCGACCUCCUCUCCAUCCUGAAUUCGUCGCCGCCGUCGUCACCUAUCAUUGCAGCUCCCACGGAUCCACCUGCGGUUGCAAACAUGACGUGGUUUCGUCAGCUAGACGACGAAGAUGGCAAUCGGCCACAGAAUGGCCAAUCGGCUGCUGCUCCCUCUGUGAAACAACAACAUCUUCCCAGCACCACCGAGAGAGCAGAUGUGGUAGCUCGGAGGCGGAGCAAGCCCCUGUGCGAUCUCUCCGAGUACAGAACCGACGUGUGCGACAUGGAAGGCGACAUCAGGAUAGUCGGGAAGGGUUCAUCCACCGUCAUGCUCGUUCCGCCCAACGGCAGUAGCGGAACGAGUGAAUCGUGGGAGGUCAAGCCUUACGCUCGAAAGGGGGAUCGCACGGUCACCCGCAACGUCCGCAAAGUGAAGGUGAAGUCGCUGCAGGAGCACGAAGAAGCUCCUGUAUGCAGCCUCCAUCACACCGUCCCCGGCGUCCUCUUCGCCAGCGCCGGCUACUGCGGCAACAUCUUCCACGACGUCGCGGACGUGCUGCUUCCCCUCUUCAUCACCUCUAGCGGAUUCGACGGCAACGUGCAGUUCCUCGUCGCCAACAACCAGUCCUGGUGGUUCUACAAGUACCACCACAUCCUUCAGAAGCUCUCCUCGCACGAGCUCAUCAACUACGAUCACGACGACAGAGUACACUGCUUCAAACACGUCAUCGUCGGUCUGCGCGCCGACAGGGACUUGAUGGUCGACGCCUCCAGAUCGGCGCAAGGUUUGUCCAUGCUGAACUUCGUGAAGUUCCUGAGAAGCGCGUACUCGCUGGAGCGGGAUCGGCCGUGGACGGCGGGCGGGCCGCCCGGAAGGAAGCCGCGGCUGUUGUUCAUCGCGAGGGGCAGGUCGAGGAGGUUCGUGAACUUGGACGAGAUCGUGCGGCUGGCGGAGCAGGUUGGUUUCGAGGUGGUGAUGGCGGAGCCAAGCUUCAUGGACGUGGGCAGGUUCGCCGGCACCGUGAACUCGUGCGACGUGAUGGUGGGCGUGCACGGGGCGGGGCUGACCAACAUGGUGUUCCUCCCCACCAACGCCGUGCUGAUCCAAGUGGUGCCGCUGGCGAAGCUGGAUUGGAUAGCGGCGAACUACUACGCGGAGCCUGCCAAGGGGAUGAAGCUGCGGUACUUGCAGUACGAGAUAAGCGAGGAGGAAAGCACGCUGAUCGAGCUGUAUCCCAGAGACCACAAGGUGUUCAAGGAUCCGGACUCGAUUCACAAGCAAGGGUGGAAGAAGAUGGGGGAGGUGUACCUGCGGAAGCAGAACGUGAAGCUUAAUGUGAACCGAUUCCGACCGGUCCUGGAGAAGGCGCUGCAGCUUCUCAAAGAGAAAGCAGAGCACACGAGAGAGUAAGCCAGAGAUUUUACAGUCGAUAUUAUCCGGUAGAUAUGUUCUUUUUCUUCUUUUGUAUACUCAUCGAUUCCAUUCCAUUGUCCAAAUAAUGUGGUUCAAAGUGUCGAUUGUGAAAUCGCAGAAUCUUGAUUUGUGUUCAUUAAAUUAAUAGGACUAAAAAUUCAUUAUCUA
Molecule: messenger RNA, 2015 nt
Organism: Musa acuminata AAA Group (dessert banana)
Lineage: Eukaryota; Viridiplantae; Streptophyta; Magnoliopsida; Zingiberales; Musaceae
Product: alpha-1,3-arabinosyltransferase XAT3
Exons: 4
Coding region: 327-1844 (505 amino acids)
Molecular function (GO): glycosyltransferase activity
Source: RefSeq, a predicted model, not a curated record